Molecule: messenger RNA, 2298 nt
Organism: Chara braunii
Lineage: Eukaryota; Viridiplantae; Streptophyta; Charophyceae; Charales; Characeae
Source: the annotation of a GenBank genome assembly
GCAGCUCUUCAUCGGCCUGUUAGUGUAGUCUCUCUAGCAAGUUAUAGUAUAGUGUCUCUCUCUCUCAUCGACUGCAGUCGCUGUGAUAUAGGCACGAACGAGGCAGGAUGUGGGCCGUAUUGCUUAGCAAAGCGAUCCAUAGACUGCGGCGGGCUUUCCUUCACCGGUACAAAGUCGCCAGGUCGGCCGGCGAGCUCCUCCCAGUCUUUGAGCACCGUCAUCACAAGCCCGAUGCGACCGACAGCUGGGAUGGGCCGCAGCGGCCACCACCACCCCCUCCUCCUCCCUCCUCUCAACGACGACCUCGGCCUUGUCUCCUCGGUCCUCGUCGGCAUUGGAUCCUUGUGAUCGCCACAUUUUGCCUAAGUAUAGCUGCGAGCUCUGUCUAUCUGCUGUGGAAGCUAGCGGUCUUCGCUAGCAUGCAUAAGUCGGCCUCAUCCUUCUCUCAGCUCUUCUUUGCUGUGGAGGUCUCCUUCUUCCUCGCGCAGUUCGUCUCUCUCGCUGAGUUCUCUCGCCCUGUUGUCACCCGCAAGAGGCUGACUCUGGGGCCAUCAGGCCCCUUCCCCCGGGUCGCGAUCCUAAUCACCAGCUGCAACGAGGAUCCCGACGUCAUCCAAGACACGGUCGUCGCCGCCCUAGCUCAGAACUACCCCCCCGACGCCUACACCGUCUGGGUACUCGACGACGGCGGCGACGACCAGCUGCAGGACUACAUCACCUCGCUGGCGCAAGAGACCGGCCGACAGCUGCGCUACCUCCGCCGGCCUAAGCCCAAAGGCGUGCCCCACUUCUUCAAGGCAGGCAAUCUGAACUACGCUCUGAGAGGCAUACAGGACGAGUUCGUGUCCGUGAUCGACGCCGACAUGAUCGUCUCUCCGGAUUUCCUUACGAGCAUGCUCCCCCACUUCUCCUCUCCCAAAAUAGCCUUCGUGCAGGCGCCGCAAGCUUACUACAACAUCAGCGCGGGCGACCCGCUUAGCGGCAGCGGGAUGUACUUCUACGACAUCAUGAUGCCGCACAGGGACGCCUGGGGCUGCGCGCAAUGUGUCGGCACCGGGGUCGUCUUCCGCCGCAGCUGCUUGACUGAGAUUGGCCUCUUCGUGACAGGGGCGGUGACUGAGGACAUCGGCACCUCCCUCCAGCUUCACUGCCGAGGCUACGACUCCGUCUAUCUUACCCAACCCUUGCAGGUCGGGUUGAUCCCAUGGACCAUGGAUCGAUGCAUCAAGCAGCAGCAGAGGUGGUGCCUUGGGGAGUUGCAGGUGGUUUGGCAGAGGGGUUUACUCUGGGUCCGAGCCGUGGGAUUUGGCAUUCAGCGUCGGAUCAUCUACUUCCAAGCGGUCGCUCACUCCUUCCUGGCUUUCCCCGUCGUAACCCUCCUCGUCCUUGCACAGCUGCUCUGCUUCGUUGAUCCCUACUUGCUGCCACGUGGGUGCACAGAGAAGGAGUACAGAAUGUACAUAACCCUGCUCGUGCCUCAUCUAGUCGCAAGCAAACUGCUGGCACAGGUCGUUCAUCUUCGAAUCGCAGGCUUCCUGACUCGGCAGCAGGUACGCAUCAGAGGCGAGCAGGCUUGGUGGUGGUUGGCUCCGUACAAGUGCAUGGCGGUGCUACGGGCGUUCGUGCCCUGGAUCCCGCGAACCUUCGAGGCGACCGGUAGUCGCGACGAGCCCGCUGGUGCUGCUGCGGCGACCGGUCGGUUGUCAACGCUCGUCGGGCUCUGGAACAACGCUUGUCAAGUUGGCUUUCAUCUUACCUACGUCGUCGUUGCGCUGGUCGGGAUCGCGUGGAGGAUAUACCGACUGGAGCACAGCAACUGCCACGAUCUGAUGAAGUCUGGCCUGUCUAUGUUGUUCCUCUUGUUCACCGCGCAGCAGAUGUCGGAACCGAUCUUCUUCGCGCUCUGGCCGCCUGCUUACCCCACGGAAGACGAUCGAAGGUCCUUGCUCAAGUACCAUCCAGACGGAGUGCCAGUGUUUCAAAAGGAGUUGGGAGUUCCCCCCACGGACUGGCGAGUGCUGUACUUGGAGAUCUUGCCCACCAUCCAGGCCGCUCUGUGGUUCUACUUGCUGUUCGUGGCUUGGCACCCCGAAUACACACCAGAUUACUGCGAAGUCGGCUUCUUCGACGACAGAGGGUUCAGUCGCAUCUGAGUUCUGCCCCGACGACUUCUUCGUCGGAGCAACCAAGUCCCGUCGCCUGCAGUACGGACGAAAAUAUAGUGAAGGGGGAUCAGACUUACGGGGACAGGCGAAGGGUGGUGGGAACAUGGAGAGAGAAUAAACGGGGGCAAAGAGA